This is a messenger RNA of Fusarium redolens, 993 nucleotides long. RefSeq lists its product as uncharacterized. The record is from RefSeq and is a predicted model, not a curated record. The transcript has 2 exons. Bases 164 to 805 code for a protein of 213 amino acids. NCBI's taxonomy places the organism in Eukaryota, Fungi, Ascomycota, Sordariomycetes, Hypocreales, Nectriaceae.
GGCAAGUCUUUUUUUUUUUUCCGUUCAUGUCCUUCUGUGCCAUGGCCAUUGAAGCUAACAAUCGUGGCCUUGGUUGGUAGCCCAAAUACACCCUUACUGUUCCGUUCUAGCCGUGGACAUUUAUCCGGUCCAGCCGCCUUAUACCAGAUCUAACUGUAGCUUUAUGGCAAUGGAUAUUACGCAUGAUUGGGACUUCACCGGCGGCGGUGACUUCGAUUUUAUUCACAUUCGACAACUUGGCGAUAUUCAGGAUAAAAAGAAGUUAGUCCAAUCAACUUUUAACAACCUGAAGCCUGGAGGAUGGGUCGAAUUUACGGAAUGGAUCGCAAUUCUACAGUCACCAAAUCAUUCAUUGGACGGCACCGCAUUCCGCAAAUGGAAUGAUCUGCUAGAGCAAGGAAUGCGCAGUUUUGGUACAACGCUGUACUACCCGAAUAAAUUCAAGCCAUUGCUACAGGAAACAGGCUUUGAGCAUAUCAUUGAGACCAGAAACGGCGCGCCGACAAAUGCAUGCUAUCCUGGGAAAAAGUUGCAGCGCAUAGGCCAUCUAAUGACACAGAACUGGCUGCUUGUUCUUAAGCCAUUAACAAUGCCUGUUUUUACGCAAGCGUUAGGCUGGUCUCCGGAUCAAGUCAAGUCGUUUCUGGUUGAUGUGCGGAAAGAGAUUGGCAACACACAAUACCAUUCCUUCAUGACGCUAAUAACUAUUUGCGCCCAAAAACCGUUAAAUAGUUCAUCCACGUCAUCAAAGUCGGCCUCAGCUUCAGCCUCCGCAUCCGAAUCUUCUCUUCCCACGAUAAAGUAGGUCCUCCGGUUUGACCAGACGCACGUUGAACACGACCCGCAAGGUUGCCUUCUCGAAAAGGUCACUUGCGAAGCUGGCCCUAAUGUAAUCAACAACCAGCAGCACAUGGUUCGGGAUACUUGGCACAGAAUGGGGAGCCCUGUCCCCCCUCCAAGGAUGGAUCGGGUUCGCUUGUAUGCAGUGACAUC